Patiria miniata (bat star) is the source of this 1818-nucleotide messenger RNA. RefSeq names its product monocarboxylate transporter 13-like. Gene Ontology annotation, biological process: transmembrane transport; monocarboxylic acid transport. The record is from RefSeq and is a predicted model, not a curated record. The transcript is spliced from 4 exons. Lineage: Eukaryota; Metazoa; Echinodermata; Asteroidea; Valvatida; Asterinidae. The coding region runs from base 116 to 1459 and encodes 447 amino acids. Gene Ontology annotation, molecular function: monocarboxylic acid transmembrane transporter activity.
AGUAGUACUAGUAUUUUGUAGCUUUAGGGGCAGUUAGGGUUGCUGUUCACUGUGGUCAAUCCAACAACAGUCUGUUGUAGUACUAGCAGUACUCAGUAAACCACCCUGUUUCAGAAUGGACAGCCAGACCGUACCACCGUCACCUCCUCACCCCUGGCGAUAUAUGAUUAUAUUUUCUCGCUUCUUCUGGUGUUUCAUAGCUCUGGGUAGUUUCAAGUCGCUCGGCGUAUUUCUCCCACACUUUGUGCAAACUUUCUCUACCAGUACAGCAGUGGCUGGCCUUAUCUGCAGUUUCCUACUAGGCUUUGGCAUGUUUAUCUUCGGUCCCUUCAUUGGUGCCCUAAUGAAGGUAUGGGAUUCCCGAAAGCUUACCAUUGCAGGAGGAUUACUUGCUGGUAUUGGUACCGUGGCAGCGUCCUUUUCGUGCUCGAUGACCCAAAUGGCAGCGAUGUUUGCUUUGAUAAGCAUUGGCUUAGCUUUUAUACAAGUUGCAGCUAUUAAACCUACAAUGGACUAUUUCCCAGAGAGCUUUGCCACUGCCAAUGGCGUAGCUCUGAGUGGAGGGACGAUCGGCGUGAUGGUACUUCCCCCGGUAAUGGACCGCCUGGUUGAACUAUAUGGAUGGCGAACCGCCUUUGCACUUUUGGGUGCAUUUUCAUUCAACUACGUGGUAAGUGGGGCUUUACUGAGACCUCUACAUCGAAUGCGAGCAAGCUACACUCGGUUGCCGGACAAGAUGAAUGACACCGAUGCUAAAACCGAGAAGUCAGGAAACCAAUCUGAUCAAUACCUGUCGCCGGAUAGGAAUACGAGUCGCGUGAAUAUCAAGAAAGUUUUCUCGAUCAUUCUGGAAGUUCUUCGCGAGCGAUUCGACACUCAGGCCCUAGCUGAUCCUAUAUUCAUCAUUUACCAAGUUGCCUGUGUAUUGAAUGGCAUGGUUUACAGCAUGUGGCAUUUGUUCCUCAUUCCCCAAAGCCUGGAGCUAGGCUUUGGCGACAAGCCUUCGGCGUUCUUGGCCACAUACGGCGGCCUGGGUGCUCUAGUAGGACGAGUCGGUCACGGUAGCAUUGUCGACAGUGGCCUCAUCAAAGCUUCUACUCUCCUCGCCUUGUCGUCUUUGGUCUUUGCGGUGUGCUGCGGUCUCAAUCCACUGGCCACAUCAUCUUACGAUGCCAUAGCGAUCCUUGCCACAAUCUCAGGGAUCGCUAUCGGGGCCAUCUUUCCGCUGUGUUUUGUCGUGAUGCGGGAAAUCACCGGAGACCAGCAAACAUCGGCCUUCAGCUGGCUGUUCUUGUCCCACGGUGGAGGGCAGCUACUAGGUGGAUUCCUUGCAGGUUUGAUCCACGAUGUAACGGGAAUGUACGAAUUCGCCUUCGUGGGCAUGGGAGCUGUUGCUACUGUCUUGGUCGCUAUCUUGGUUCUGACUCGAUGCCUCAUGUUGAAGCGGGCCAGUAAAUAGGCUCCUUACUCUCUAAGCCGACAAAAUUACGUUUUGUCAAUUUCCCUCAUAUGAGAGUUUUGUGGUUUAUCACUGGAGGGUUUGUAUAAUGCAAUAGGCACAGUAUAGAGACCGUGUCUAUAGUCUGAGUAUCACCCGUUAGCCACGGAGCCAAGUCUCCUGGUUAACGUCUGACAUGUCUAAGCAUGCAGAUAUAUGCAAGCAGUGCGCCAGCCAAUCGGAGUCGACUUUACUAAAUCUUGACGUCAUUUCAUUCCCAAAUUCGGACAAAUGGUUUGAAUGUUCAAUUCAAAUGCAGUGUUUUGUAAUACAACAUAAGCCGGGUGCAUAUCGCGUAACAUGUUACAGAGCGCGUGACA